GAGCACCGCGAGGCGCCGCGGGGGGACGCUGGCUGUGACAAGCCCUCUGGGAACGGGGUCUGCGGCUGGCCCCUCGCUGGCCCUGUCUCCCGGCCCCGGACGGGUCCUCCCCUGGGGAGUCUGAACUUCGGCUGCUCCCUUUGCCCCCGGCACAACUGAGGAGUUGAUAAACUGCUUUGGAAGUUGAGAUAUUCUUUUUAAGCACACCUUGCAGAAAUUAUCAACAACAGCCUGUAGACAGUAACUCUUCAUCAAGGCCAGCAGUGUCCUCUUUGCUGAAGUACAUUGUUUCCUGUCCCGAAGGGGCACAGGAAGGACAGCAGCAUACACACUUUCUCCCAAAAGGAUGUCCCCCUUCUACAGCUGCUGGGGGACUGGACUGCUGCUGCUGCUCCUCCUGGCCAUCACAGUAAGAGAAUCCUGGCAGGCAGAAGAAAAAACCUGCGACCUGGUAGGAGAAACGGGGAAAGAAUCAGAGAGAGAGCUGGCUGUACUGAAGAGAAUGACACCACUGUUCACCAAAAGCUUUGAGAGCACUGUGGGCCAGGGCCAAGACACCUAUAUGUACAGAUUCAGAGUGUGCAGGGAAGCUGGUAACCACUCCUCCGGGGCAGGCCUGGUGCAGAUCAACAAAAGUAACGGGAAGGAGACUGUGGUGGGGAGAAUCAACGAGACUCACAUCUACAAUGGAAGUAAUUGGAUUAUGCUGAUCUAUAAAGGGGGUGAUGAAUAUGACAAUCACUGUGGCAAGGAGCAGCGCCGUGCAGUGGUGAUGAUCUCCUGCAAUCGACAUACCCUAGCGGACAAUUUUAUCCCUGUGUCCGAGGAGCGAGGCAAAGUCCAAGAAUGUUUCUACCUCUUUGAGAUGGAGAGUAGCGUGGCCUGUCCCCCAGAGGUCUCCCACCUCAGUGUGGGCUCUAUCUUACUUGUCACGUUUGCCUCACUGGUUGCUGUCUAUAUCAUCGGGGGGUUCCUGUACCAGCGAUUGGUGGUGGGAGCCAAGGGAAUGGAGCAGUUUCCCCACUUGGCCUUCUGGCAGGAUGUUGGCAACCUGGUAGCAGAUGGCUGUGACUUUGUGUGCCGUUCUAAACCCAGAAAUGUGCCUGCUACAUACCGUGGUGUGGGGGAUGAUCAGCUGGGGGAGGAUUCAGAAGAAAGGGAUGAUCAUUUACUACCAAUGCCAUGUGCCCAGAAGCCUGGCCUGAUCUUUAUUUAAUAGUGAACCUGUGCCAUUGAAGAGUAACCUGGCUCCAUGGGGCACAAGAGGAUGGAAUCCACCGGCAGGGGCCUUUCAUAGCCUUAGAGGAGAAAUUUAUUUCAUCCUUGGACUUUUAAAUACUGUUGGAAUGACUUUUUUCUUUAUAAACAGGGAAAAUAAUGUUACAAAAAAGCAUCUUUUUGUUAUUUGUUUGCACCCUUCCCCCACACUCUAGUGUUUUAAAAAUG
Pipistrellus kuhlii (Kuhl's pipistrelle) is the source of this 1446-nucleotide messenger RNA. RefSeq names its product mannose-6-phosphate receptor, cation dependent (gene M6PR). The transcript has 9 exons. Lineage: Eukaryota; Metazoa; Chordata; Mammalia; Chiroptera; Vespertilionidae. Gene Ontology annotation, cellular component: trans-Golgi network; endosome; Golgi apparatus. Gene Ontology annotation, biological process: protein targeting to lysosome. Gene Ontology annotation, molecular function: protein domain specific binding. The record is from RefSeq and is a predicted model, not a curated record. Bases 347 to 1216 code for a protein of 289 amino acids.